Molecule: messenger RNA, 3338 nt
Organism: Hirundo rustica (Barn swallow)
Lineage: Eukaryota; Metazoa; Chordata; Aves; Passeriformes; Hirundinidae
Gene: ACAP2
Product: ArfGAP with coiled-coil, ankyrin repeat and PH domains 2
Exons: 25
Coding region: 81-2549 (822 amino acids)
Cellular component (GO): endosome membrane; cytoplasm
Molecular function (GO): protein binding; GTPase activator activity
Source: RefSeq, a predicted model, not a curated record
CCGUCUCGCCUCGCCCCGGGCUCGCCGCGCCACCAACGCCAGCAGCCGCAGCAGCGGAGGCAGCGGUGCGCCCCGCCACCAUGAAGGUGACCGUAGACUUCGAGGAGUGCCUGAAGGACUCGCCACGCUUCAGGGCAGCUUUAGAAGAGGUAGAAGGAGAUGUGACGGAGCUGGAACUGAAACUUGACAAGCUGGUGAAGCUUUGUAUUGCAAUGAUUGAUACUGGGAAAGCGUUUUGUACAGCCAACAAGCAGUUCAUGAAUGGAAUUCGCGACCUUGCACAAUAUUCCUGUAAAGAUAUAUUGGUUGAGACCAGUUUGACAAAGUUCUCUGACACCUUACAGGAAAUGAUUAAUUAUCACAAUAUUCUGUUUGACCAAAUCCAAAGAUCAAUUAAAACACAGCUUCAGACUUUCGUUAAAGAAGAUAUUAGGAAAUUUAAAGAUGCAAAGAAACAGUUUGAAAAAGUGAGUGAAGAAAAGGAGAAUGCUCUGGUGAAAAAUGCCCAAGUUCAAAGAAAUAAGCAACAUGAGGUAGAAGAAGCAACCAAUGUUUUGACUGCAACACGAAAGUGUUUUAGACACAUAGCUCUGGAUUAUGUUCUUCAGAUCAAUGUUCUUCAAUCUAAAAGGAGAGCAGAAAUCUUGAAAUCGAUGUUAUCAUUUAUGUAUGCGCAUCUGGCUUUUUUCCAUCAAGGCUAUGAUCUGUUUAGUGAACUUGAACCCUACAUGAAAGAUCUUGGUGCACAGCUGGAUCAGUUGGCUGUAGAUGCUGCGAAGGAGAAGAGAGAUAUGGAGCAAAAGCACUCCACUAUUCAACAAAAGGAUUAUUCCAGUGAUGAUACUAAACUAGAAUACAAUGUAGAUGCAGCCAAUGGCAUUGUUAUGGAAGGCUAUUUAUUCAAGCGAGCCAGCAAUGCCUUCAAGACUUGGAACAGGAAAAAGCCAGAUCACAUCAGGCGCUGGUUCUCAAUACAAAACAACCAACUUGUGUACCAGAAGAAAUUUAAGGAUAAUCCCACUGUAGUUGUUGAAGACUUGCGGCUCUGCACAGUUAAACACUGUGAAGACAUAGAAAGACGUUUCUGUUUCGAGGUGGUUUCUCCAACAAAGAGCUGCAUGCUUCAGGCUGACUCGGAAAAGCUGCGGCAGGCGUGGAUUAAGGCUGUUCAGACCAGUAUUGCCACAGCAUAUAGAGAGAAAGGGGAUGAAUCUGAGAAACAGGAAAAGAAAUCAUCCCCUUCUACUGGGAGCCUGGAAUCUGGGAGUGAGACAAAAGAGAAGUUGUUGAAAGGAGAGAGUGCUCUGCAGCGAGUCCAGUGUAUUCCUGGUAAUGCUGCCUGCUGUGACUGUGGUUUGGCAGAUCCUCGUUGGGCCAGUAUCAACCUGGGAAUCACAUUGUGCAUCGAGUGCUCUGGGAUACACAGGAGCUUGGGAGUCCACUUUUCAAAAGUAAGGUCUUUAACGUUGGAUUCAUGGGAACCUGAACUCUUAAAGCUUAUGUGUGAAUUGGGAAAUGAUGUUAUAAAUAGAAUAUAUGAAGCGAAGUUGGAAAAAGUGGGAGUAAAGAAGCCACAAUCUGGAAGUCAAAGGCAGGAGAAGGAGGCAUACAUCAGAGCAAAAUAUGUGGAAAGAAAGUUUGUAGAGAAGCAAGCUGCAUCAGUACCUCUGCCUGAGCCUGGAACAAAAGUUUUGCCUCCAAGUCAGGAAGAGAAAAGGCACAGUGGCCCUGAAAAAUCCCUUUUGGCAGGAGAACAAGGGGCAGCAUCCCAAAAAGCGGUUGCUGUAAGUAGCGACGAGGCGAGGCGGGAGUCUCUCUUCUGUCCUGAUGAACUUGAUUCACUCUUCUCCUACUUUGAUACCUCUUCAAAACUCCGUAGUAUCCGAAGCAGUGACAGUGGGAUCCAGCCCAGCACUGAUGACAGCAGAGAACACCUUGCCUCUACGAUAUCAGCCAACAGUUUGUAUGAGCCAGAAGGAGACAAGCAAGAGUCUCCAGUGUUCUGCGACUCCAAGCAGCCUAGUCCAGGAUUGCGGUUGUAUCGAGCUGCCUUUGAGAAAAAUCUUCCUCACAUGGCAGAAGCAUUGGCUCAUGGAGCUGAAGUAAACUGGGUCAACGUGGAAGAAAACAAAGCAACACCACUCAUUCAGGCAGUGCGAGGGGGUUCAUUGGUUACUUGUGAAUUUUUGCUGCAGAAUGGGGCCAACGUGAACAUCCGAGACAUGAAAGGAAGGGGGCCCCUGCACCAUGCCACAGUUCUAGGACACACUGGGCAAGUGUGCUUAUUCCUAAAACGAGGAGCAAACCAGCAUGCCACUGAUGAAGAUGGGAAAGAUCCAUUGACUAUAGCAGUGGAAGCUGCAAAUGCAGAUAUUGUAACACUGCUGCGUUUAGCGAGGAUGAAUGAAGAAAUGCGUGAAUCAGAAGGACUCUAUGGGCAGCCAGGAGAUGAAAUUUAUCAGGACAUUUUUCGUGACUUUUCUCAAAUGGCAUCAAAUAAUCCAGAGAAGUUAAACCGCUUCCAGCAGUCAGAUUCCCAGAAGUCUUAAGCGUCAAGAAGGAAAAGAACCUGAAGCUUAUAGUGCAAGUCUUUUUUUACUUUAACAGAAUGAAUUGUAUGCAUUUUGUUAGAUAGUUCGGAUAAAACGACCACUCCAAUGUAGCUUUAGAUUGUGGUAGCUGGGGAAAUGUAUGAGUCGGUUUAUGUUCUACAGUACAUAUACCUCAGCAGCUGAAGAUGUUUCCAAGCCCCGAGUACCCGCUAGCUGAGUGUAAGCAGCCCCUGUCGCACGGCCGGUGUCUGCAGCUCGCACUCGGGGGUGGCAGUGCGCGGCUGCAGCGCCGCGGGCUCCGACCGCGCCAUGGCCACAGCAGCUCUGCUACCCUGGGUCAUCCCCCGGCACCUGUCCCCUGUUGCCGUAAGGAAUGUGCCUCUGACAAGAAGGUCUGGGUUGCAUUUUCUGGGACUGUUUGGAAGGGAAAUUGGGUAAUGACUUACUGAGUUGUCCUUCCGUUUGUGGGACUGCAGCUCAACCGAUUCUCUUGUUCCCACGCUGACUCUGGUUAGAGGCAGGCUGUUCCUAACAGAUGUGAUAACUCCUGCUCUUUUGCAAGCUCUUUCACAGUGGAAGCUCUAGCACCAGGCUGGCCAUUAUGCUGGUGACUGCAGGUCAGUCACAAAGGGAUAUAUCCUGGGGACCAAAUUCCUAAGAGCAAUCCAUUUUCCUUUUUUUUUUUUUUCUUUUCCUCUUAAAUUAAACUCUCAGUGCAGCAAGUAUCCUUCUAAAUGAGCAUGUGGAACCUUUCAUGAAAAAUAAACUUAAUCCUUUUGGACAUGA